GGGUUCUUAUUUUCUACAUAAUAUUGUUUGAUUUUAUUUCCUCUCCGUUUAUAAUUUUUUUCUUUCUUUACUGUCUAAAUUUAUCCAACUAAAUGUUAUUACUUUUGUUCAUUUAAUGUCACUUUCUUAAAAAUUAUUUAAAUACACUAAUACAAUUUGUAACUGUACUUCAUCUUUACUUAUAAAUAAAUAAAAAAUAGUUGAAAGUUGUACAUGCUUUUCGAGAUCAACGGGAUUCAGAAGAUGAACGUGUGAAUAUAGCAGCGUUAAUGCAUCAUCAUCGUUCAUCAAAAGAUGUCUUACAACCAACAUCAAAGAAAAGAAGAAAAUCACAGCAACUAUAUAAGAAUAACAAUGACAAUAAUAAUAUUAAUUCACAUCAACAAUCCCAUCGUUACCACCACCACCAACAGCGACGACAACAACUUCAACAAACGGAUUCCACAGACUUUUCUCCUACUUUCCCAGUUACAUCAAAUAAGUUGGGAGAAAAAAUUGCAGAAGGACAUCCACUGUUAGUUUUAGAGCUAACUAAUGAUGAAGAAAAGUAUCAUGAUAGCAAUGAGCAUUGUGAUAUCAACGAUGAUGGUAAUAAUAUCAAUGUCAACACCAGUAAACAAAGACAAGAUCAUGAUCAGGAAAGUACACUUACCGAAGUAACAACGAUGAAAUGCAAGAAGAAUAAUGAUGAUAACCAGUUUGAAGAAACUGGUUAUGAAAUUUCAAAGGAAACUACGGACAAUAUGAUAAAUCCAGAUCUUGAAGAAUGGAUUAAAUCGAGUUGGUUACAUGAUUCAAGUGGGCAAGAAAACAUAAGCUGUACUGUGCCAGAAUCAUCAUAUAAUAUGGGAAAUAGUUUUCAACUACAAAAUAAUCCCUCAGCAUGUACAUUUGAGCGUCAAGAUUCAAAUACCGUUGUAGUUGGAAGAAAUCAACAUUCAAAUCGGCCGCAUAAACAAAGAAGAUCAAGUAAACCACCUGCUCCGCCACCUCCAUUUAAACAACCAUUUAGUACAGCUACCUCAGACAGCUCUAAUCUACUUUAAACUUCCUGUGAUAUACAUCAGUCCAACUGUUUAUUCUUAAGUUUCAUCUACCUAUAUUAUUGAAAAGAACAUGAUAUAUAAUCUCAUAUCGUUUAUAUAAUAAUGCAUUGUUCCUCAACAAAUUAGUGAAUAAACAUAUUACUUCUUACUCUACAUUAAAAAAGAAUUUAUCUAUUAUUUGUAAAUUAAAUUUGAAGAUAUUGUCUACUAGAAACAUUGUUCAAUUUGUAAUCUCAGUGAAAUCUUCAUUCAUAUCUAUGAAACUCUAUACGUUAAAACUGAGAUUCUUACUUCAUAUAUAGAAUCUCAUCUUAAAUAAUUAAUUAUUAAUUAUUUAACAAUUCCCUUUACAUUUAAUUCAUUUCAUAUAAGAAGAAACAGUGAUUUGCCUAGCAGUUUAAAAUUUGCUCAAUCAUCAAUUACAGUGAUUUUUAUUAUCAUCAUCAUCACCAUCAUCAUUAUCAUCAACAACAACUUCCGUUUUGGAAAUCACUUUGUUUUCCAACGUAUAUUUAAAGAAAACAUUUUUUAUAUUAUAUACUACUUCUAUAUUCUUACCGUCAGUUACUUUGGUUUAUUUAAAUUAAUUCUAAUAUAAUGUUAUUGUAUUCAAAGAAAUAUUAACUUAAUGAUUCCCUCUCUAAAACAUCUUAU
Schistosoma mattheei is the source of this 1700-nucleotide messenger RNA. NCBI's taxonomy places the organism in Eukaryota, Metazoa, Platyhelminthes, Trematoda, Strigeidida, Schistosomatidae. The record is from the annotation of a GenBank genome assembly.